This is a messenger RNA of Gastrolobium bilobum, 2337 nucleotides long. Its product is annotated as scarecrow-like protein 8. Lineage: Eukaryota; Viridiplantae; Streptophyta; Magnoliopsida; Fabales; Fabaceae. The record is from RefSeq and is a predicted model, not a curated record. The coding region runs from base 132 to 2159 and encodes 675 amino acids. The transcript has a single exon. Gene Ontology annotation, molecular function: sequence-specific DNA binding; DNA-binding transcription factor activity. Gene Ontology annotation, cellular component: nucleus. Gene Ontology annotation, biological process: regulation of DNA-templated transcription.
GAAUCAUAUCAACCCACAAGAAACACCACUAGCUUUUUUUCUCUCUCUUUAAAACACAACCUUUGAACUGUUUUCCUUAUUUUCUUCGCCGAAUCCUUGUUUCGGAUUAGAGAAGAAAACACAGACAAAGAAUGUCGUCGCCGGGUUUCACUGGCGGUGGUGGAGCGUCAGAGUUUUUCGCCGGAGCAGGUGGUCUCUCCGGCAGAUCCAUUGCGGCGGCGGCAACCAUGAACAACCCCAUCACCAACCCAUCCGCCACCAACAACAACCACCUUAACCCUUCACACCACACUUUCUACCGAACCCAGCAACAACUCCCCGCAAUGUUUCUAGAUCCUUCUUCUCAGAUCGCUCAGCGCCAAGCAUCAUCCCUCAUCGGUAAACGCACCCUCGCUGAAUUCCAAACCCACCAGAACCACAACCACAACCACAACCACAACCUUAACAGUAACAAUAACCUUAAUCUUCACCAGAACCAGAUUCUUUCAAACCUUCUACUUCGUUCUGUGAAACCAAGAACAACUUUUCAGCAUGGUUCUCCCUUGUCUCCUAUGUCACCCAUGGAUUUUUCCAUCUCUGAAUUGCAAAACCCUUCUUCGGGUUUCCAAACGCAGCGUUUUGGUGUGCCCCUUCUUCACCAGCUUCGUCCUCAACCCAUUAACCUACCCAACAAUACUAACAACAACGGGACCUUACCCAUGACAAACACGAUCCUCCAAAACCCGAACUUUCCUUACCGGAGCUCCAAUUUGGGUUUGGUGCAGAACCGGGUUCAGAACUCUGAACCGGAGAAGAAGAUCAUGGAGAACCGGUUACAGGAGUUAGAGAAACAGCUUCUUGAAGAUAACGACGAAGAAGGAGAAGCUGAUGCAGCCUCUGUGAUCACAACAAGCGAGUGGUCAGAGACAUAUCAGAACCUGAUCAGCCCGGGUCCGACCCAGAAACCCGCUUCGUCAUCACCCACUUCGUCGACGACGUCGUCGACAUCUUCUUCUACCUCCGUGGCUUCCCCUGCUUCUGGGUGCUCCAAGCAGAGUUUAAUGGAGGCAGCAUCUUCAAUUUCCGAAGGGAAACACGAUGCCGCGUCGGAGAUUCUUGCCCGUUUGGUUCAGGCUCCGAACCCGAGCCCAAACCCGAGCCCGAAUGCGAAUUCGGAUCAGCGUUUAACUGAUUGCAUGGUUUCUGCUCUGAAAUCAAGAAUGAACCCGGUUGAAAACCCACCACCUGUUGGGGAGCUCUAUAGUAGGGAACACGCUGAGUCGACUCAGUUGCUGCUUGAAAACUCGGUGUGCUUCAAGGUUGGUUUCAUGGCUGCGAAUCUCGCGAUUCUCGAAGCUGCAUUUGAGGAGAAAACAGAGAACGGGAACGGUUUCUGUGUUGUGGAUUUUGAUAUUGGACAGGGGAAGCAGUACGUGAACCUCCUGAGUCUUCUUUCGGCGCGUGCGCAGGCGGCGCCGGCGGUGAAGAUUGUUGCUGUGGCGGAGAACGGCGGCGAGGAGAAGGUGAGGGCUGUGGGGGAGAUGCUGAGUCGACAAGCGGAGAGGUUAAGGAUCAGGUUCGAGUUCAGGAUGGUUUCGGUGACUCAGAAACUCGCUGAGUUGACUCGCGAGUCGCUGGGUUGUGACCCGGACGAGCCACUAAUGGUGAACUUCGCGUUUAAGUUGAAUCGGAUUCCCGACGAGAGCGUUUCCACGGAGAACCCGCGUGACGAGCUUUUGAGGCGCGUGAAGAAGCUCGCGCCGCGCGUGGUGAUAUUGCUGGAGCAAGAGAUGAACGCCAACACGGCGCCGUUUUUGGCUCGCGUGGCCGAGUCGUGGUCCUACUACAGCUCUUUAUUUGACUCAAUUGAGUCUGUGAUGGGGAGGGACAACUCGGACCGAGUCAGAGUGGAGGAGGGGCUGAGUCGGAAGCUAUGCAACUCGGUGGCUUGUGAAGGGAGGGAUCGCUUGGAACGAUGCGAAGUUUUCGGGAAAUGGCGCGCGCGUAUGAGCAUGGCUGGGUUCCAGUUGAAACCACUGAGUCAAAGCGUGGCCGAGUCAAUAAAAUCGCUGGGUAACAACAACCGAGUCAACCCGGGACUCACUGUGAAAGAAGAGAACGGUGGGAUUUGCUUUGGUUGGAUGGGAAGAACACUCACCGUCGCUUCUGCUUGGCGUUAACUUCGCUCACUUUUUCUCUUUUUUAUUUUUAUUUUUUUUUAUUUGGUUCUGAAUAUCAUAUGUCACAUUGUUACUAUAUUUGAACGUUAUCUAGAGAUAAUGGAAAGGCAAAGAGAAUAGAUUUGGAAAAUUUACAUAUCAUCCGAACAUGGUUGGAAAAAAAUAUAUAUCAAACCCA